Molecule: messenger RNA, 653 nt
Organism: Eruca vesicaria subsp. sativa (arugula)
Lineage: Eukaryota; Viridiplantae; Streptophyta; Magnoliopsida; Brassicales; Brassicaceae
Source: the annotation of a GenBank genome assembly
GUUUUAGUUUAUUUCUCUCUCACACACUCUCUUCAUUUACAAUGCUUCCAACAAAUCCUCCGGCCACUGGAGUUGGACUCGGUUACGGCAUCGCCAUCGCAGUGAGCAUCCUCAUCCUCAUCUCCACUAUAAUGCUGGCUUCAUACAUCUGCAUAAGGUCAAAAUCUGCUCCAAGAGACGGUGCCACGAGCGACGGAGUUCUUGACUCGCCGGCCGCUGAGGUGAAGCUCGGGCUGGACCGGCCUGUUAUAGAGUCAUAUCCAAGAAUAGUGCUUGGAGAGAGCAGAAGAUUACCAAGGCCCAAUAACGGCCCAUGUUCGAUAUGCCUAUGUGAUUAUGAAGCUAGAGAUCCGGUUCGGUGUAUACCGGAAUGUAAUCACUGCUUUCACGCUGAUUGUGUUGAUGAGUGGCUCCGGACAAGUGCCACGUGUCCUCUUUGUAGAAACUCACCGGCUCCGUCUAGGCUUGCCACACCAUUGUCUGAUUUGGUACCAAUCCCUAUUCAAAUCAGGUGAAAGGUCUUUUCAAUCAUAACAUUCCUUCAAAGGCUCCAAUUAUCUUACUCCUUUUUUUAUUUGUGGUUAGAGAUUAGAACUAGUGAGUAUUGUUAUGGUUCAAAUUUGUUAUAUUCCGUGAAAUCAUCAAUAAGAGUG